CUAUAAUGAGAACGAAACCCUAAAUCUGAAGAAGAAAAAGAGACCACUUCUCUCUCCUGAAGCUCUAAGCUAUCUUCAAAGCUGCCACCGGUCUAACGCUUCAAUUUUUCUCUUCAAAUCCAACGAUUAGGUAUCCAUUUAUGCAUCUAUUGAUGAUCUAUACAAAUUUAGUUUCUAUAAUUGUGUUCAACUUCCUUAUUAGGGAUCUGAAGAAAAUGGUACUAGAGUUCUUCGUUUUCAAGAGGCUUGGCGAUUUACUAAUUUUGGAAGGAAAGUUUUGUGUAGAGAUAAAUCAAGUUGUGCUCCAUAUGGAAACUGUUAUGAAAGUUGGAGUUGCAAAAAAUGAUAUUGCUGGAAGAAAUCGUGAUCUUGGCAUGGGAGGCAUAGGAAAAAUUAUAUCUUAGUUACUCUACUUACAAGGUGAGUCAUAUGUGAUAGGGGCAGAACUCGCAAACAUCAAAAUCUAGUAUCUCAAGCUCAUGAUGCUCCUGAAGGAGGACAUGUUGGAGGGGCCAGUGGGCCGCAGAAUCAGCUCACCAGUCUUAGGUGCUACAUGACCCUGUCACCGAUAGAAUAGUUGCAGCUAUUGCUUCCCUUGUACUCAAUAUCGAUAGAGAUAACUCUAUUGAGAGGGCGAUGAAACUCGGGGCAAAAUUUUUUAUGGGUAUGUCUAAUCCAGUUGAUGCUGAACUUUGGAUGAAGACUUUGGAAAGUAUAUUUGAUGUGAUAGAAUGCUCAGAGAAUAAAAAAUUACGCAUUGCUGUAUUUUUAUUGAAGGGAAAAGUUGCUGACUGGUGGAUUUCGUUUCAAAGUCGGUAUCCAGAUCCUAGUAUUAUGACCUGGACCAUUUUCAAGGAAGCUUUUUAUGAAACAUACUAUCCUCCAUUUUAUCUUGAUGCAAAACAAAAUGAAUUUUUAAGAUUGGUUCAGGGGUCUAUGUCGGUUGCUGAAUAUCAUGUAAAGUUUGUAGAACUGUCUAAGUAUGCAAGUGCUUUGGUUGCUGAGGAGAGAGAUAGGUGUAGACGGUUCGAGCAAGGGUUGAGAGUAGAGAUCUGGCCUAUGGUUAUUGCUCAUGGGCAUCAAAAUUUCGGUAUGUUGGUUGAGGCGACGUUGAGGGUUGAGACAUCUAUUCGAGAAGGAAGUAAUCAAGGAGCACAGGUGACCUUUUGAGGUGGUAGUAGUCAAAUAGGAACUUCAGGAAAAAGGUUCAAGAAGAAUAGAGAAGGAUUUUGAACAGGUGUUACUAAAUCUGGCAGUUUUAAACCUAGGUCCGCGAGUUCUAGGUCUAGUCAGGGAUCGAGACAAGGGAUCAAGACAUAGUCAGAAUUAUGUACAGCAAUCGGUGGGGAGCCAUUCUUAUGUUCUGGGUUCUACAUAGAGAGUUCAAGGAGCAAGGCAGAGUGAGGUUUCUUAUCACCGGGGCUUUCCACAGUGCCAAUCUUGUGGGAAGUUUCAUCCAGACGAGCGUCUUUAAGGAAUUGGAGUUUGUUACAAGUGUGGUCAGAUGGGACACGUAAGGAAAGAUUGUCCAAUCCGUUCUCAGCAGAUUGGAUCAUCUCAGAUAGUAUAUUCUCGGCCAGGGAUCGAUAUGGCCAGACAGAAUAGGGAUCAAAGAGCUACAUCAGAAGGGUCGACGAGGGUCACACAAUCUAAUGUUGCUAGGGAUAGUGCUUUUAGACAGGGAGCCCAGGCAGGUCGAUCCAAAACUUAAGGCAAAGUGCUUGCUAUGACCCAACAUGAGGUAAAGGAGUCACUAGUGGAUAUGCUAUCUAUUUUUGGUAGAAAUGCUCGUUCUUUAUUUGAUUCGGGUGCUACACAUUCCUUUAUUUCUCAUGCACUUGCUAGCUAUGCUGAUCAAAUGUCAGAGCCUUUAGAUAGUGAAUUGGUAGUAACGACUCCAGUAAGGGGCUCACUUUUAGCUAAUUUUAUAUAUAAAGAUUGUGGGAUUAGAGUGAACAAUCAUGAGUUGAAAGCAGAUCUAAUUCCACUUGACCUUCAUGAUUU
This is a messenger RNA of Olea europaea var. sylvestris, 2004 nucleotides long. RefSeq lists its product as uncharacterized. The record is from RefSeq and is a predicted model, not a curated record. The coding region runs from base 637 to 1170 and encodes 177 amino acids. NCBI's taxonomy places the organism in Eukaryota, Viridiplantae, Streptophyta, Magnoliopsida, Lamiales, Oleaceae. The transcript has 3 exons.